GCAGGGCCUGGCUCACUGUUGGUCAGCCAGUGUGUGUGUGCACAACUUAGAAGGGCUGAGGGUGCUGUGUUUGGUUUAAGGUAGACCAAGAAGACACACUGUAAAAAUGGCUGCUGUCCAUCGUUUGGUGAUCGUCCGCCAUGGUGAGAGUGCCUGGAACCAGGAGAACCGUUUCUGCGGCUGGUUCGACGCUGACCUCAGUGAGAAGGGUGUGGAGGAGGCUAAACGUGGAGCCCUGGCUAUCAAGGAAGCAGGCCUCAAGUUUGAUGUGUGUUACACGUCUGUGCUGAAGCGCGCUGUGAAGACACUGUGGACCAUCAUGGAAGGCACAGACCAGAUGUGGCUGCCUGUGAUCCGCACCUGGCGUCUGAAUGAGCGUCACUAUGGAGGCCUCACCGGUCUCAACAAGGCCGAGACAGCUGAGAAGCACGGGGAGGAGCAGGUGAAGAUCUGGCGCCGUUCCUUUGACAUCCCACCUCCACCCAUGGACAAGGACCACCCUUACCACAAAAUCAUCAGCGAGUCACGUCGCUACAAGAAUCUGAAGCCUGGUGAGCUCCCUACCUGUGAAUCACUAAAGGACACCAUCGCCCGCGCCCUGCCUUUCUGGAAUGACGUUAUUGCCCCUGAAAUUAAGGCGGGAAAGAAUGUAAUCAUCGCUGCCCAUGGCAAUAGUCUGCGUGGUGUUGUCAAGCACUUAGAGGGUAUGUCUGACGCAGCCAUUAUGGAGCUGAACCUGCCAACAGGAAUUCCAAUUGUAUACGAGCUGGACGCAGACCUGAAGCCUGUUAAGCCUAUGUCCUUCCUCGGUGAUGAGGAAACAGUAAAGAAGGCCAUGGAGGCCGUAGCAGCCCAGGGAAAAGCCAAGAAGUAAGGCUGCCUUUGAGGCUCAGAGGAGGCAGAAAAACAGACUGUUCCCCCCUCACCUUUUCCCGCCAUCCAUUUGCCCAUCUUUGUAGUCCAUUCCAACAGGUUAAAUGUUUGAUGGCUAUUCUGGAGAUGAGCCAUUUUCAGCACAUUAACCCUGUUUGUUUAAAAUACACACAUAGGGAUGACCUGUCCAUGAAAGCAGACAGCCGGGCCUCUGUCUUUGCAGCCACAUGCCACUCAGCCCUUUUAAAUUGUGAUCUAGCCCCUAUGUUGAGGGCCUCACCAUCCUGGCACAACCAAAAUAAAGAAACCCUGUUUUUAUGUA
Cheilinus undulatus (humphead wrasse) is the source of this 1195-nucleotide messenger RNA. It is a transcript of the gene pgam2, whose product is annotated as phosphoglycerate mutase 2 (muscle). Gene Ontology annotation, molecular function: intramolecular phosphotransferase activity. The transcript has 3 exons. NCBI's taxonomy places the organism in Eukaryota, Metazoa, Chordata, Actinopteri, Labriformes, Labridae. The coding region runs from base 107 to 874 and encodes 255 amino acids. The record is from RefSeq and is a predicted model, not a curated record. Gene Ontology annotation, biological process: glycolytic process.